Messenger RNA from Paracoccidioides brasiliensis Pb18, 615 nucleotides. RefSeq lists its product as uncharacterized. The coding region runs from base 1 to 615 and encodes 204 amino acids. The record is from RefSeq and is a predicted model, not a curated record. The transcript has 2 exons.
AUGGAUCCAUGUCAUAUGAUGGUGGGGUUGGGCUUAAAUGCCCCUCCAAAGCUUUUUCGCAGGCCUGACAAGAACUUGUUUUCUGCGAAGCUCUUCCCAGCUUCUGCGCGCCAGUUACGAACCAUAUCCAGCCAAACAACCCCUUUAAACACGAAUAACAGACCCUCUCUACGCCUCAUUAUCAGAACGCGCCAUAUCUGUCUUCUAAGUGAAAUGGAGACCGAGACGAAGAAAGACUUGAGCGUCAGUCCCUUGCCUCCGGGCUGCAACGAUGAUCUGAACUAUCUAAAAACGCAUGUGGAUAAAACCGUGUCAUGGCAAACGCUAUCUACUUCUCUGAAGGAGAGCAUGGAACCUCUAGAUCAUUCGAGAGUUGAAACUAUACUACGCGCAGUCAAGGCUAAACACUCAAAAUUCAGAAUUUUUAAAAUAGUUGAUCGCACCAGGUUUAUUAUCAAUCGGGAACCUGUGCACAUCAUCCCUAUAUCAAGUGACCUUGUGAUAUCCAAUCGUCCGGAUAAAAGUACAGCAAUAACUGUUCCAGUGGGGAGUGGUGUAUAUGUUACUGAAACCAUUUGCUAUAUCCACGCUUAUACCGACUUAUUAACCAUCUAA